Molecule: messenger RNA, 1120 nt
Organism: Anopheles funestus (African malaria mosquito)
Lineage: Eukaryota; Metazoa; Arthropoda; Insecta; Diptera; Culicidae
Gene: WRNexo
Product: Werner Syndrome-like exonuclease
Exons: 3
Coding region: 179-1120 (313 amino acids)
Biological process (GO): nucleobase-containing compound metabolic process
Molecular function (GO): 3'-5' exonuclease activity; nucleic acid binding
Source: RefSeq, a predicted model, not a curated record
GUGGCAGCUUCAGUCGCGUGGAAUUCACGUCGUAACUUUGCCGCUAAAAUAUGAACUAUAUAUUUUAACGAUAUUUAGAAGCUCGGAGUGACGCCGACGCCAAUAAUAUAGAAAGUGAGAACAUACAUAAGUAACUGUAGUAAGGAAGGUAAAAAAAAAACAAACAGAUUUGGCGAAAAUGUCGCGCAGAAAGUUACCACUUUGGAUGUGUCCCCCGGCCGAGAAGUGUCAGCGAAUGGAUGAAUGCACGGAGAAAUUAGAAGUUCCAAGUGCAUCUAUAAUCCAAAGCGUCGAUCCACCGGUACGACGCUUACGAAGUAAUUACGUUUUUCCAUCGGAGGAGAAGAAAGAAGCUAAAGUCCAGAUUGAAUAUUUACCAUUCAUCGAUUACACUGGAGCGAUCGAAUAUUACACCACCCUGCCGGACAUGGCGUUCAGGUGCAAUGAAUUGAUGGAGCAGCUUUUGCAGCAACCGCAAACAAUCGACCAAGACAUCCCGAUAGCAUUCGAUUUGGAAUGGAGUUUCAGCUUUAAGACUGGGCCAAAACCGACAGCUUUAAUGCAGCUCUGUGCUACGACGGAUCGCUGUCUGUUGCUGCAAGUUUCCUGCUUAAAGCGAUUGCCUGCCGCUCUGUUGCAGCUGCUGUAUCAUCCGCGCGUAGUACUGCACGGCGUCAAUAUCAAGAACGAUUUUCGCAAGCUGGCGCGAGACUUUCCCGAGGUGGACGCCGAUCGAUUGAUAGAACGAUGCGUCGAGCUGGGUCAGUGGUACAAUCAACUAAAUGGUUCAACCGUUCGCUGGAGUUUGGCCGGGCUGGUGGAGCAAGUGUUAAAACAGCGGAUGAAUAAGGACAAAAAAGUGCGAAUGAGCAAAUGGGACGUAUUACCACUCUCUGACGACCAGAAACUUUACGCAGCCAUCGAUGUUUACAUAGGCCAGAAGCUGUACAUGAAUCUCGCGGAAAAGGAACGCCAACAAGAGAAUAGUAAUAACUACGUACUGGAAGCAGACGAAGCGACAGUAGGGUCGAAAAACGUGUAUCAACAAACGGCAGUCGUCUUCGAGACACUACCGCUGUCUAACAGCAACACCACCAAACAGUCACCGGCUAUUCUCUAG